GGCUUCUUCCGACACACUUGCGCUCACAUUUCCACACUGACACGACUAUAAAAACUCCGCUUAAUCAUCUUUCUUUGUCCUAAAACAAUGGCGGACAAUCGUAGAAGAAGAAUGAUAAGCCUAAUCGUUUCCUUUCUUUUCUCAGUGUCUUUGUCAUGUCUCUGUCUUGCUCCGAUUCCGGCAUCAGCUCAUCUCAAGUUCGGUGUGAACGGCAAGUUCAAGAUACUACAGGUGGCGGAUAUGCAUUUCGCAACCGGUGCCACAACCCGUUGUGAAGACGUUCUUCCUAGCCAGACAGCUCACUGCUCUGACCUCAACACCACCGCCUUCAUGUCCCGAGUCAUCGCCGCCGAGAAGCCUGAUCUCAUCGUCUUCACCGGUGAUAACAUAUUUGGGGCUGAUGCUAUAGACGCUAAGAAAUCCCUAAACGCUGCGUUUGCUCCGGCGAUUGCGUCUAAAAUCCCCUGGGUUGCUGUUUUGGGAAACCAUGAUCAAGAAUCUACAUUAACAAGACAAGGACUCAUGAAUCACAUUGUGAAGCUUCCAAACACUCUUUCUCAAGUGAAUCCUCCUGAAGCUGCUCAUUACAUUGAUGGGUUUGGUAAUUACAAUCUCCAAGUCCAUGGAGCUGCUGAUUCCAGCCUACAGAACAAAUCUGUUCUUAACCUCUAUUUACUUGAUAGUGGAGAUUACUCUAAAGUCGAUUCCCUAAACAGUAAAUAUGAUUGGAUCAAAACUUCUCAGCAGUUUUGGUUCGACCGCACUUCAAAACGUCUCCAGAAAGAGUACAACGCAAAGCCUAAUCCUCAAGUAGGUUCAGCUCCAGGACUAGCUUUCUUCCAUAUUCCAUUACCGGAGUUUUGGAGUUUCGACUCAACGAACACUACGAAAGGAGUGAGACAAGAACCCAUAUCCUCGGCAACUACAAACUCUGGUUUCUUCACGACAUUGGUGACUAGAGGAGAUGUGAAAUCUGUGUUUGUGGGUCACGACCAUGUCAACGACUUCUGCGGUGAACUGAAAGGCUUGAAUCUAUGCUAUGGUGGUGGAUUUGGGUAUCAUGCUUAUGGCAAAGCUGGAUGGGAGAGAAGAGCAAGAGUUGUGGUUGUUGAUUUGAAUAAGAAGAGCAACGGAAGCUGGGGAGAUGUGAAGUCGAUUAGGACAUGGAAGAGGCUUGAUGAUGAACAUCUCUCUGUUAUUGAUACUCAGCUUCUUUGGAACAGUUCUGCAAAGGGAUUAGUUGUUCCUCGUCUAUGAUUUCAUCAUUUCAUGUUGUUUUCUUUGAUCUAUCAACUAAAUGUUCUGUUUUUGGUUUUGAAACGGAUUAACCAAAUAAAACUGUUUAUCAUUGAGUUAAUUACAGUUCCGUUUGAUGUGA
Capsella rubella is the source of this 1378-nucleotide messenger RNA. RefSeq names its product probable inactive purple acid phosphatase 29. Lineage: Eukaryota; Viridiplantae; Streptophyta; Magnoliopsida; Brassicales; Brassicaceae. Gene Ontology annotation, molecular function: hydrolase activity, acting on ester bonds. The record is from RefSeq and is a predicted model, not a curated record. The coding region runs from base 88 to 1257 and encodes 389 amino acids. The transcript is spliced from 3 exons. Gene Ontology annotation, cellular component: cytoplasm.